AUGUUUCACUCGGGAUGGACCCAGACUCACUGGAUGAAACCUACAUUCUUACCCGCCCAGCCGGACUUGGUUAUCCUUGGUAUGGACUUUAUGCAGAAGUUUGGGAAGACCGGAUUUGAUUGGGAAAAGGGUUGCGUUAAGCUGGGCGAACAGUGGGUAUACUGCCUACUCAGCGAGGACAAACAACCUACAUACAACAUCAACCCGGAGCUUUCUAAUGAAGAAGUAGGUAAUCUUAAAAACGUGGUAGAUGAAUUCAAAAAUGUUUUUGCAUCUAACCCCAAAGCCCCUCGCAAAUACAAGGGUCCUCAACACUAUAUUGUAAGUGAAACUAAUAGAGUUAGCUUUGAUAAGCCCAGGAGAGUCCCUGAAAAAUGGAUGGGACACAUCAACCGCCAAAUUGACGAAAUGUUAGAGAAUGGGAUCAUUGAACCGUCUGCAUCGCCAUACAACAGCAAUGUAAUCAUAGUUGAUAAAAAGGAUGGGGAUAAACGCUUUGUAAUUGAUUAUCGUUCAUUAAAUAAGGGCACUAUUAAAGACUCGUAUCCUUUACCUAACAUAGACGAGCUUAUAGACAAAUGCCAAGGCGCAAAAUACUUUACGCAACUUGACCUUGCGGCUGGUUACUGGUGUGUGCCUAUCGCUGAAGAAGAUAGACAUAAAACAGCAUUUAGCGUGCCGCGUGGUAAAUACCAAUGUUUAAGAAUGGCAUUCGGACUCAAAAACUCAGGUCCUACUUUUCAGAGGAAUAUGGAUGCUAUUGUGAAGAGUGCUAAGAAGAACAUGACUAAGGAGCAGACUCAAGAUGGUUCUGGAUUGGACGAUUACUCUGACAACCUGAUAUUAUUCUCCAGGAAUCUGGAAGAUCAUGUGAGUAUGCUUAAGAUCGUCAUGAAUGAAUUGAGGAAAAUGAACAUGUCACUCAGAGUUGACAAAUGCGAAUUUGGCUACACUAAGAUUGACUUCUUGGGAUUUGUUAUUGACGGAGUUAGUGUGGGUCCUUCUGAAGCUAAUAUAGAUAAAGUCAAGCAGUUCCCUAAACCUAAAAACAAGAAAGAAAUCCGGAACAAGAUAAUGAGAUGGUUAAAUGAACUCGAGGCUGUUGAGUAUGAAGUUAGGUACAUCCCUGGAGAAUUGAAUGGAGUAGCUGACAGUCUGAGCAGAAUUGUGGUAAAGACUGACAUUAAAACGGAAAGAAGCGAUGCAGAAGCAGAAAGUCACAUUUAUGCUGAGUUGAGUAAAGAUGGAGAGAAUGACAGCUCAUUGAAAAAUGCCCAAGAAAACGAUGCCUGGAUUAAGUGGACUACAUCUAGAAUACAGAGCAACAAGGUUAUCUCUAGAGGACCUUAUAAAAACACUAAAUAUCUAAGUGUUGACAGCUCAGGGCUGUUGUAUAAGGGAAGACGUAUUGUAGUGCCACCAAGCCUUCAAGAUAAAAUAAUUCAGGAAUACCACUGCCAAAGCCAUCCCGGGCCAGAGAUAACCGCAACCCAAAUCAGGGCUAGGUUUUGGUGGAGAAGUUUAUCUAAACAGGUAGAUGCGUUCACCAAAGACUGUAGAACCUGUAUUCAAGCCAAGAGUAGACCUGAUAAGGCUGAAAUGAUAAUCACUGAUGUCCCUAAACCCCAUGAGAUGAUUUCCUUUGAUAUAGGCUCAAUGCCUAAAUCGCCCAAAGGUAAUUGUUGUUUCAUACUGUGUGUCGACUUAUGUACCAAGAUGAUAAACGCUACGGCUUUGCCCAAUCAGACAUCUAAGGUCCUCAAAGAAGUAUUUUGGGAGAAACAUAUUGCCUAUUAUGGAGUACCUAAGAUUCUAGUCUCUGACCAAGGCCCUAAUGUAGACAAAUCAGCCAUCAAAGAACUGUGUGAUGAGCUUGGUAUCGAGAAGCGCCACUCAAGCCCAUACCACCCACAGGGGAAUGGAUCGGCUGAAAGAUCAAUUCAAACCGUUAAAGACAGACUGCGUGCUAUGAUAAUAGCUAGGCAGAUACCUGUAACAGAUUGGGAUACCCUUCUUCCAGAAGCUGUGUUAGAGAUGAACAGUCAAAUGAACAAGUCGCUUAAGGCGUCACCAUUCUCAUGUACUUUUGGUAAAGAUGCUAGACUAGCAGUUGAUAAUUUCUUCCAACUACCAAGUAUUACCAAUGAGCUCAGUCAAGAAGAGAUCUUAGUAGCAGCUAAUCACAAUCGGGACAUGGCCAAGAAAGCAUACAAGAUUCAACAUGACAAGAAUGCCUCAAAGGAGAGUAAGGAGUGGAAGCAAGGAGACCGAGUGCUAAUAAAGCGUACACAUGGUAAACUUAAUUAA
This is a messenger RNA of Bolinopsis microptera, 2307 nucleotides long. RefSeq lists its product as uncharacterized. NCBI's taxonomy places the organism in Eukaryota, Metazoa, Ctenophora, Tentaculata, Lobata, Bolinopsidae. The transcript has a single exon. Gene Ontology annotation, molecular function: nucleic acid binding. The record is from RefSeq and is a predicted model, not a curated record. Gene Ontology annotation, biological process: DNA integration. The coding region runs from base 1 to 2307 and encodes 768 amino acids.